Molecule: messenger RNA, 1365 nt
Organism: Chlorella variabilis
Lineage: Eukaryota; Viridiplantae; Chlorophyta; Trebouxiophyceae; Chlorellales; Chlorellaceae
Exons: 6
Coding region: 1-1365 (454 amino acids)
Biological process (GO): mRNA splicing, via spliceosome
Cellular component (GO): U4/U6 x U5 tri-snRNP complex
Molecular function (GO): U4 snRNA binding; U6 snRNA binding; protein binding
Source: RefSeq, a predicted model, not a curated record
AUGCGCAAGCAGGAGGAGUUGAUGAAGGAGAUUGAGCUGCGGCGCAAGAUGAAGGCCACAGUGGUGCCCACCAACGACCAGGAAGUGCGGCGCAUGUUGCGGCAGCUGCGGGAGCCCAUCACGCUGUUUGGGGAGCGGGAGAUGGAGCGGCGCGACCGCCUGCGCAAGAUGCUGGCUGGCAUGGACGAGCAGCAGGCGGUUGCGGCGCUGGGGCCGCCCACCGACUUUGAGAUGGCAGAGGCGGAGCUGGCGGUGGCGGUGCCCUCCACGGAAGUGUUCUACACAGAGGGCAGCCAGCAGCUGAGGGCGGCGCGGCACGACGUGGCGCAGUUCUCGCUGCGCCGUGCCGCGCUGCGGCUGGCAGCGGCGCGGCGGCGGCGGAGCGACCCCGACGAGGACGAGGCGGCUGCCGCGGCAGGCACCGAGCGCCAGCUGCGCGCCAUGGCGAACCAGGCGUCUGAGAUUGGCGACGAGCGGCCCAUCGCGGGCUGCGCCUUCUCCCCAGACGGCAGCCAGCUGGCCACGGGCGCGUGGAGCGGCACGCUCAAGGUCUGGGCCAUGCCCUCCCUCACCAAGCAGCUCACCAUCAAGGCCCACACCGAGCGCGUCACGGGCGUGGCCGCAGGCCGCAUGGAGACCGGCGUGGCUCUUGCCUCGGGCGCCACCGAUGCCACCGCCAAGCUGUGGUCUGGGGAGGGCAAGCUGCUGCGCACGCUGGUGGGGCACAGCGACCGGCUAGGGCGCAUCGCUUUCCACCCCAUGGGGCGGCACCUAGGCACAGCCAGCUUUGACCAGACGUGGCGGCUGUGGGAUGUGGAGACGGGGUCGUGCCUGCUGGAGCAGGAGGGACACAGCCGGUCGGUGUAUGCUGUGGCCUUCCAGGACGACGGCGCGCUGGCGGCGUCUGGCGGCAUGGACGCCAUCGCCCGCGUGUGGGACUGCCGCACCGGGCGCAACAUCUUCACCUGCCAGGGCCACGUCAAGGCGGUGCUGUCGCUGGACUUCAGCCCCAGCGGAUACCUGCUGGCCACAGGCAGCGAGGACAACACGGCCAGGGUGUGGGACCUGCGCAAGCGGGCGGUGCUCUCCAUCCUGCCGGGCCACACCUCUCUGAUCAGCCAGGUGCGGUUUGAGCCCAACGACGGCCGCUACCUGCUGACCGCCGGCUACGACAACACCAGCCGGCUGUGGGGCGGGCGCAGCUUCCGCCUGCUGCGCACGCUGGCGGGGCACGAGGGCAAGGUCAUGGCCGCAGACAUCUCGCCUGACGGCGCCUUCACAGUCGCCUCUGGCGGCUACGACCGCACCAUCAAGCUGUAUGCGCCCGACCCGCUGGCUGACCUGGAGGAGGCCGGGGGGCAGUGA